AUGAGCGUUCCUGGAAGGAAAAGAAAGAACCGCAAGUCGGUUAGACAAGGUUUAGAGGGCCACAGACAGAAUAGAGGUACGGAUCAACGGUAUGCGCCUGGUAGAAGGGAGUCUGUGUCAUCCAAUCGGGUCCAGGCGACCAAUGUUGGAUCGAUGCUGCACGACGAGAGCGACGUAAUUUCCUUUAGACAGUGCCUUAAAAACGAGGUCAUAGCGAGUAGUCGGUUGCUAGACCUGCUCACGACACAGGCGAUUCCUUUGGACAAGAUUCAGCCGCCGGAAAUGUUUCCCAAGGGAGCAUUAGAGUUCAUGAUGCAACAGUUGGAGACGCAGAAACGCAUAAUAGAGGACGCUAGAAGGAUAUCUGAGAGCAAGGUGGCAGCAGCAACACAACUGGAUGACAACGUACGAUUCUAUAAAGAAGGAAUUGACGUUCUUGCGGAUAAAUUGUACGAUCCAGAGACUGUUAAACGCGUCGAGAGCGAGUUCAGAGAUAAGUUCAAGUUGCAGAUAACGUCAGGGAAUGUGGUGUUUCAUAAAAACAAGUUUUCACAACUCUCGUCUAACCGUACAAAGGCCCCUUCAGACUACUGGGAAAAGUAUAAACGAAGGCUAGAGGAGCAGAAGGAGGAAGAACGUCGGAUUAAGGAGCAAGAAGAGGAACGGAAAAGACAGGAAGAGAUGGCUCUUUCAGUGGACCCCAUAUCGUCAGACCUCACGAGCGCGGCCAAAAACGACGAAGUGGAGCAGCAGCAACUAUCUGUACCAGAUCCCAAUGAUCCGAAUCUCUUGGAUGAUGUGUUCGGAGAAGAACCAUUCCAAAACGAUUUCGAUGAUGGAUUUGGCGAUUUGGAUACUGCCUUCUUUUAA
This is a messenger RNA of Kluyveromyces marxianus DMKU3-1042, 870 nucleotides long. RefSeq names its product Snf6p (gene SNF6). Lineage: Eukaryota; Fungi; Ascomycota; Saccharomycetes; Saccharomycetales; Saccharomycetaceae. The record is from RefSeq and is a predicted model, not a curated record. Bases 1 to 870 code for a protein of 289 amino acids. The transcript has a single exon.